AUGAAUGAUGGGUUUGAAGUUGGGGGUGCUCAUAAUGAUGCUAAUCCUAUUGCUUUGGCCGAUGAUAGAGCCCAAGCAAUAAGAGAGUAUGCAGCCCCUAUGUUCAAUGAGCUUAAUCUGGGUAUUGUGAGACCCAAAAUCCAAGCACCUCACUUUGAGCUCAAGCCCAUCAUGUUUCAAAUGCUCCAAACGGUUGGUCAAUUUGGUGGGUCGCCAACGGAAGACCCUCACCUCCACAUUCACCCAUUUUUGGAGGUGAGUGACUCUUUCAAGCUACAAGGAGUAAGUGAAGAGGCUUUAAGAUUGAAGUUGUUCCCAUUUUCUUUGAGGGAUCGGGCUAGAGCAUGGCUUAAUACUCUUCCUCCCGAUUCGGUGACUAAUUGGAAUAACUUGGCUAAAAAAUUCUUGAGAAAGUACUUUCCUCCAACAAGAAAUGCAAAGUUUCGAAGUGAGAUCAUGUCCUUUCAACAAUUGGAAGAUGAGACUACUAGUGACGCAUGGGAAAGAUUCAAGGAGUUGUUGAGAAAGUGCCCACACCAUGGUAUUCCUCAUUGUAUCCAACUUGAGACAUUUUACAAUGGUCUCAAUGCGGCCUCUAGGAUGGUGUUGAACGCUUCCGCUAAUGGAGCCAUUCUUUCCAAGUCUUACAAUGAAGCUUUUGAGAUUUUGGAAAGGAUAGCUAGCAACAAUUAUCAAUGGUCAACUAAUAGAGCUCCUACAAGUGAAAAAGUAGCGAGUGUUCUUGAAGUAGAUGCUUUGACUGCUCAAAUGGCCUCAAUGACCAACAUUUUGAAGAACGUGAAUAUGGGAGGAAGUGUACAACCAGACGCUGCCAUUCAAAGGACAGAAAUUUCUUGUGUGUAUUGUGGUGAUGGGAAUACUUUUCAAAAUUUCCCUUCAAAUCCAGCUUCGAUUUGCUAUUUGGGUAACCAAAACUUCAACCGGAACAACAAUCCAUACUCAAACUCCUACAAUUCGGCAUGGAAGCAUCAUCUGAAUUUUUCAUGGGGAGGUCAAGGAGCAAGUUCAAGUGGAGUAGAAGCACAAGGAAAACAAUCAUUAUACAUUCAGGGGUGGAUAUGA
This is a messenger RNA of Cannabis sativa, 1083 nucleotides long. RefSeq lists its product as uncharacterized. Bases 1 to 1083 code for a protein of 360 amino acids. The transcript has a single exon. Lineage: Eukaryota; Viridiplantae; Streptophyta; Magnoliopsida; Rosales; Cannabaceae. The record is from RefSeq and is a predicted model, not a curated record.